This is a messenger RNA of Phycodurus eques (leafy seadragon), 2252 nucleotides long. RefSeq names its product monocarboxylate transporter 12-like. The transcript is spliced from 8 exons. Gene Ontology annotation, biological process: transmembrane transport; monocarboxylic acid transport. Bases 85 to 1794 code for a protein of 569 amino acids. Gene Ontology annotation, molecular function: monocarboxylic acid transmembrane transporter activity. The record is from RefSeq and is a predicted model, not a curated record. NCBI's taxonomy places the organism in Eukaryota, Metazoa, Chordata, Actinopteri, Syngnathiformes, Syngnathidae.
CUGCCGACGUUGUGAGGUGUCCUGAGCCGAGGCCGAGAGGGAGGGACCACUAAUGACAACUCUCCCCGUGAUUGGUCGCAAGCCAUGGCUGUCAGCGUGCAGGAGAAGCCCCGCCAGGGCCAGGUGACCGAGGAGGGUGGCUGGGGCUGGAUUAUCGUCGCUGCCUGCUUCCUCGCAACCGUCUGCACACGUGCAGUCACCAGAUGUGUUUCCAUGUUCUUCGUGGAGUUCCAGCUGCACUUUGAGCGAGAUUAUUCCACCACAGCCUGGAUCCACAGUCUCGUUGAUUGCACCACUAUGCUCUGUGCCCCUUUGGGUGGUUUCCUCGGCAACCGUCUGUCGUGCAGAGCCACAGUGACACUCGGGGGUCUCUUGUCCUCGGUGGGUUUGGUCCUUGGCUGCUUUGCCUCCACUCUGGAACAUCUCUAUGUCUCUCUGGGAAUCCUUACAGGUAUGGGCUUUGCUCUGUGCUACACGCCGUCCAUCGCCAUGGUUGGUCGUUACUUUAGUAAGAAGAAAGCGUUGGCAUACGGCAUUGCCCAGUCUGGCAGCGGCAUCGGGACCUUCAUCCUGGCUCCGGUGGUGCAGCUGCUCAUCGACCAUUACUCGUGGAGGGGGGCCAUGCUGGUCCUCGGGGGCUUCGUCUCGAACUUGUGUGUCUGCGGAGCUUUGAUGAGACCAGUGGUGGAGCCCAGUGAGAAGCAAAGGAUGUCGCUGGAGUCCAAAGACGAAUCCAAAGAGGUCCCAGCAAAGACGCAAGAAAUUAGCAACCUGAGCUACACUGAAGGACUUCUGAUUGCGAACGGAGUGCUGAGAAACUGCCAACUGGAGAACAGCAAGCUCACUGAGGUUAACAAGCUAGCUGAGGCUAACACGUUAGCUCUUCUGUCCAGCGGGCCUGGUGUCAGGCUAACGGAUCUUAAGGUAGCUGAGUGCCUUUUACUUAGCAACACACUAACGGCGGCCAUGCUCGGGGAGCUAGCCGACACUAACCUGGGUAGCACCGUAGAGAGUCCUAACUUGAGCAACAGAAUGGGCGUCACAAAGACAGAAGUUGUGCCUUCUGAACCUUUAGUGACAGCUAACAUCGACAGAGGUCGUUGUUACUGCCUCCAGCGAGGAGAGGACUUUGGCUUCUUGGUGGUUCCGAACUUCCUGGUCCUGGCAUCGUCCUUCCUGUUCCUGGCGUAUGGUUGUAGUACUCCGAUGGUCUACCUGGUUCCUUACGCCCUCAGCAAGGGAUUGGAGCACAAGCAGGCCACCUUCAUCAUGUCCACAUUUGGAAUUAGCGGUAUUGUGGGUAACAUCACCUUUGGUUGGAUCACAGACAGGAAGUAUCUGAAACGGUAUCGCAUUCUAAGCUACAUUCUAGCGAUCGCGGUGGAGGGCCUGAGCUGUCUGUGUGUUCCGCUCCUCCACUCCUUCGCCCCUCUGAGCACGUUCGCCGUGGUCUACGGCUACUUUGACGGCGCAUACGUGGCCCUCAUCCCCGUGGUCACCUCGGACGCCGUGGGGUCCGCUUACCUCACCUCCGCCCUGGGCGUUGUCUACUUCCUGCACGCCGUGCCUUACCUCGUCAGUCCACCCAUAGGCGGUUGGUUGGUGGACAUGACUGAAAACUACACGGCGACCUUCUUGGUCAGCGGCGCUUCGUUCAUAUGCAGCGCUGCCAUUCUGGCGGUGGCCAUGUUGGUCCGACGUAGCCGUCGGUCGGGGCUGAAGGCGCCCUGCCCCGAACACGCCCCCACCACCACCACCUCCGCCCCCGCUGUUUGUCAUCAGGACGUCAUCUAAGCGUUCAGAUGUGUAUUUUUGUUUGUAAUAACCAAACACUCUUAAAAAAACACUUUUUUUUUUUUUUUUUACAAUUGUUUGACAUUUUUGUAUAUGCAACUGUGAAAAAUAACGAUACUACACGUCAAAUUAUCGCCAUUUGCUAUUUGUGUAUUGAUACUGUACUGUGAGUGAUAAGGAUACAACAUAUCAAAAUACAAUAUGUGAUACUGGUGUAUUGGCACUGAACUGUGAGUAAUAACGAUAUGACACAUCAGAUUAUUGAUAUUUGAUACCAGCGCAUCAAUACGAUAUGUCACUGAAAAAUAAAAUAAGAAUAAAAUAAGAAAAUAACAACACAAAACAUCACACUAUUUGUAUUGACAUUUUUUGCCAUUUUAUUGUGUCAUUGAAUUUAUGUACUGAACUGUUCUUGUAUGUUGUAAAAAAAAUAAAAUUCACAGGACCAAACAUGCUGU